This is a messenger RNA of Pocillopora meandrina, 3280 nucleotides long. The record is from the annotation of a GenBank genome assembly. Lineage: Eukaryota; Metazoa; Cnidaria; Anthozoa; Scleractinia; Pocilloporidae.
GCUGUGACCGCUUGGGCUUGUAUACAUUUAUAGAUCACGUACACACGGUUUUAGUUCGGCUACACACCCUUAAUCGUCGCAACCUCAAGACAGCUGUGCAACCAUGAGCAGAUUCAAGACCAUCGCUCCACAAGAUCGUCCCACCUUCAAGGUGGCCUUUUUGUACCGCUCUCACGGGCUCAUCUCCCGGGAGACCUUUAUUGCCUUCCAGAAAACUUACGAUGAGAUUGUCAACUGUAUUGUUACUUGCCAAGAUGAAGACGAGCUUUGGAAGUUUGUGCGAAGCAUGUUCAAUUUCGACGACUACGCUGACACAGUUCCAAUUAACGCAGCCAACCUUUCCAUCACCUUCGAUGCAGUUCAACGUCUCAUGAACGCCAUGGCGUUGGAUUGGAACCGAGAUAUUUCCAUCCAGAAGAGGAUCCAGCCUUUUGUGUAUACCAUCCAAGCGGCGAGAGCCCUCGUAGCCAAGCAGUUAAAUGUGGAGCCAAAACUCAUCGCAUUCAUGAGGAAUGGUUCCGACCCUAACGCUGUCAUCAACAACGGAAUGGAUUUUGAACCCGGCGAUGAGGUCGUGGUAUGGAACGAGAAUCAUCCAACAAAUGGUGAUGUAGCGUGGAAGAUUCGCAAAGCACGCUUCCCUAACAUCAACAUUGUCAUAGUCGACUUAAGUGGGGAGACAAAUGAGGAAAAGAUUAUUCAAAAGUUCGUAUCCAAAGUGAACAAAAGCACUCGUAUUGUGGCGUUCAGCGAGGUAUGUCUUACAACCCUUUCCCUCUAAACUGUUAAACAGUUGUAGAUGUAUUAAUCCCAAGUCAUUGUGUUGUGUUCUCUGGCUAGUUUAUUUACUCUCAUAGACUCUCUUUUACCAAGGAGAAUUAAUAGGUGCUUGUGAUCAAUAGACUUGACCAGCUAGGUUUUAUAUGUAAUUUACAGAUAAAACCUACCGAUUUAGUCACUUGUAGUUUUUGGUGGCCAUUUGGUUCUCAAUCUCUUUAAAUAAUUUCUAUCCGAGACCAUUAAUAUCCUUUUUUUUAACGUCUGUCUGCCUUUCAAAAGAUUGUCAGGGGAUUAACAUUUUCAUAAAACAUAAAGCUUGUCUGCUAAAAAAUAGUGCAUUCGUAAGUUGCUUUACACCACGAAAACGAAAGCUUCAGUUUGUUACCCGAAGACCAUGUUAGAAAAAUAAAAUCUCUGAAAAGGUUGUCUAAUAAUAAGCGCUUUCGUGCAAAUGUUUGCUUUUUCUUUGUUUACAAUCCGACAGUUUGGUAACGAGUUAUAGGCAUUUAUUGUUUUGUUCAAACAGCUUAGAAUCGCCCGAGCAAACAAUAUUGAACGCGCUGAACUUUAACUUUCGCCACGACCAGCCAAUGAAUUUGAGAAAAUUAAUUAAAAUUUUUUUACAAAAUAAAGCUCUGUUAGUAUGAAAAACAAUAGUGAUAAAUCCAUUGCACAUUCUGCAAUCAUUUGCCUUUCAAUAUCACUGCUGCUGACACUAAUGCACUUUGCAAAAUCAGAUCAUGAAUAUGCAGAUAGUAAUGUAUUCCAAGUCGUGUCCAUUCAAAUUGAACCAAUGCUUCAAUAUCUUUCUUCCCUUCCUAACUUCAGGCUCUCUGAGCCAGAUACUUGUUUUAUAAUUUGAUUAAACCUCACCGAGACAAGGGAAAAAAUAAAAUGAACAUUUGCUUAGGUGACAUACACCUUAAGCCACCUGAGUGACUCACAGAUCGGAAAGGGCCUCAUUUAAAGUGUAAGGUUUCGGGGAUAAAAAACUUACUCAAUCAAUGUGAUCGAAUAGUAAACAUGUCAACCAACCGCAGGAAUGCAAAACCUCUUUUAACGUAAUUUAACAACUCUAAUAAUUAUGUUAAACUGUGCGCGAGAAACAUCAUACUUUGAUCUAAUUUGAGGUAUUCUUUUUGGCAAAAAGGAUAGUAGAUUCUAUUGUUUUCGCUUUCUUGAAGAGUCUUAAUACAAUCAGGUUAUAGCCAAGAGAUGUGCCUUGGACAAUAAAAGCUUCAGGAUUCAUAGCUUUUUCCUUAUCGGUUACGAGUGCUUUCCGUCUUAUUGUACAUAAGGAAGCCAGACUUACAAUCAAAUAUUUUUCUUUGUCCGUCUCUAAGAGAUACUUCGUAAUUGAAUGCAUCUUCUAAUCCACUUGAUUAACUUUGCGAAAUCAGUCUCGGAGAGUACAGAGUGAACAAUAAAAACUAAUUCCUUUUUCAUUGAAAAUUCAGGUGUCUCACUUGAGCGGCAUGCGCCUACCAGCCAAACUUCUGAUCGAAAAAAUCCACAAGAAGAACAGGAAAGUUCAUGUUCAUUUGGAUGGCGCUCAAAGCUGGGGAGCAUUCAAGCACGACCUCAAAGAAAUCAACUGUGACAGCUACAGCGGAGGGAGUCACAAGUGGUUCCUUGGUCCCAAAGAGACGGGUAUUUUGUACAUGAAGGAAGAAAGUGUGCCAAAUUUCUGGCCCAAAGAUAUUGGGUACAAUGGCGAGAUGAAGCCUCCACCCACCCUCCCGGAUGACUCACUACCACAUGAUGCAUCCAGGUUUGAGAUGGUUGGCCAACGGAACGAUACCAACCUUAUUGGGCUGCUGUAUACUGCGGAUCUGAUGGACUUGAUCGGCUUCGACAGAAUCGAGGAGAGAAUCAAGGCGUUGACCACGCGGCUGAGGGACGGCUUGGACAAGGUGGCGCGCGAACUCGACAAUGUGUUCGUGAUAGAAACUCCGCCGGAAUUGAGCCAGUACCACGGUAUCCUGACCAUCAAGUUUCAAGACGAUCGCGGAACUGGAAAAGGACACAGGCGCAAACAUAAAGGAAAGAAUCAAGAAGAAGCAGAGCCACAAUUGAGCGAAAUGUUGUACGACGCGUUGUAUGAAGAUCACAACAUCGGGGUGUCAACCAAGAAAGGAAAUCGAAUGAGGUUCUCCCCGCAUAUUUACAACACGGAGGAGCACAUCGACCGGGCAGUCGAAGCUGUUCGGUAUGAGCUGAGUAAAGUCCUAGAGAAGUAAGGCUUAGUUUAAAAGUACUUCAGCAGGUACUUUGACGUUUUUUAUCAUCACUUUCAAGAAGAGAUGAUCCAUUUUACGAACUAUAGCUAGUGAUAACAGUCUUUUUUUUAAAACCGGACCUAACGUGUUAAUGAAAGUAAACGUGCACGAACUCCGAAUUCGUUUUCAGUAGUACUCAUUAGUUUUGAACUGAUACUUCAGUAAAAUUACCAUUUGACUUGUACUACAACAGCUGUUUAUCAAUAAACUCAGUAACAAUG